Messenger RNA from Porites evermanni, 572 nucleotides. Lineage: Eukaryota; Metazoa; Cnidaria; Anthozoa; Scleractinia; Poritidae. The record is from the annotation of a GenBank genome assembly.
AUGAUUCACCCGCAUUCUUUGCACACUCCAAAAAGAAGUACAAAGGUCCAUCCAGGUACGAUGGAGAAACGUGAGCUUCAUUGCAUAAAGUUUUACCAGGGCUCCUGGUUUUACUAUUUUUCAAGAGAAUAGUGCGUAUUUUUGUUUUCGUGACUACAAGGCGUUAAGAUUUCGUGACAUCAGCUGAUGUUCUGACUGACCAAUUACAAGCUUUGUCAACUUGACAUGAGUAAAAUCAGAAGCCUAGCCUUCUUUCAUUCUGGGUGGAUCAUACCAUCACACAUUUUACGAAGACUAACUUUACCAACCAACAGCAGAUUUCGCUGGGAUCCUCUGCAUUUCACAAAAUGGCUGCAAAUUGUGGAUGGCUGUGGUCGUUCAUCUGGCUAAUAAUUCUCCUCUGCCUAGCCUGGCCUCUUGGUAUAUUAGCGGCUGUACUCUACGCGAUCUUUUCACCUUUCGCCGCUUGCUGCAAGCCUUGUACUGAUUUUACUAACUUUCUUAUGGAACAUGGAGUGAAACUGCCUUAUACUGCCGCAUCUAAUAUGGUAAACGGUCGCUCUGGGUGUUAA